Molecule: messenger RNA, 1050 nt
Organism: Alternaria alternata
Lineage: Eukaryota; Fungi; Ascomycota; Dothideomycetes; Pleosporales; Pleosporaceae
Exons: 2
Coding region: 99-863 (254 amino acids)
Biological process (GO): chromosome segregation
Cellular component (GO): Ndc80 complex
Source: RefSeq, a predicted model, not a curated record
GAAACCGUCACCACCGUCAUCUAACCGCAUCCACGACAUAAUCGCAUAUCGCUGCACACCACAGAAUACUGAGAGUACCCUGCGAUAACACACCCACCAUGACGACCUUCGAGCCCUCACUCAGCACCACCAUGCGCGCUUCCUCGCACGAUGCGCCGUCCAUGGCCGACCAACUACCCAGCAUCAAUUUCGGAUUCGACGACUUGCGCAGUCGCAUGAACCAGUUCACUACACGAUUUGACGCCUUUAUCGAGAAUGGGCGAAGACGAGUGCUCGAAGAACGCAACCAGUUUCGCAUGAACGUUGCAGAACUCCAUGAGGAUCAACGCAUGAAGAAGCGCGACAUCGAGAUUCUCGAACUCAAGACAGCCCAGCACAGCCAGACUCUUUCCAAGGAAUCCCAAGAAACAUCUGAGAUGCAAGAGGCCAUCUCCGCCCUUACCCUCCAGCGCGACGAGCGCCUAGCGCAUCGCGACAGCCUCCGCACACAGAUUGCUGAAGUGCAAAAGACCAUCUCCGCACGUCGCGAAGCCCAACUCAAGCACCGCAGAUACCUUGAUGGCCAGAGCCGGUACAACGAGCCGGAACUCGACUUCUGGGAAAACUAUCUAGGAUUGAGAAUCGAGGGACUUGGCAAGGACGAUCGACUCAAGUUUGUGUAUACCAACGUCGACGAGCGAGAGUGGGAUCGCGAGGCAUGGUUUGAGCUAGACACUAGCGAACGCGACUACAGAGUGUUAGAGAUGCGGCCCAAGGUUGAGCGCGAAGAAGUCGAGACGGUUGUGGAGAGACUAAACGAGACACGCGAUCUAGCAGGCUUCCUAAAGGGCAUGCGCGAGUUAUUCGUGGAAGCUUGCAAGUGAUGGCGCGAUACUCAGUCAUUUCACGAUGUUAUGUAAUUAUGCCUUUAGUUUUGAUAGAUACCCGCAAGAUUCUUCCUUUUCUCCAUCUCAUCGACCGCCAUUCUUGAUCUUGUAGUACUCUGGCGCAUACUGUGUCAGCCAGUCGAUAUCCACUGUACUCAAAUCCCUGAUGUAGAUUUUGUCUUUU